Molecule: messenger RNA, 3088 nt
Organism: Rhopilema esculentum
Lineage: Eukaryota; Metazoa; Cnidaria; Scyphozoa; Rhizostomeae; Rhizostomatidae
Product: asparagine synthetase [glutamine-hydrolyzing]
Cellular component (GO): cytosol
Molecular function (GO): asparagine synthase (glutamine-hydrolyzing) activity
Source: RefSeq, a predicted model, not a curated record
CCUGUGCUUUUCUGACAACCAAUCAAAUCCACGGGAAAGUGAGGCUGAUUCAACAACGAAAGAAAUGUUGCUACAAGCACACGUGGGCAGUUGAAAAACCUAUAAAAACAGGUUAAAUCACGGAAAGCACCUCCACCACAACACAGCCAGCUUGGCUAAUUAAAAAGCGUGAAAAUGUGUGGAAUCUGGGCCCUUUUUGGCUACGAUCACAGUGUGUCGUCAGAAAUACAUCAUGCAUUAUUGGUGGCCCAUCGCGGUCCCGACUUCUUUCGCUUGGAAACAAUCCCACACAUUAAUCAUUGCUGUUUGGCAUUCCAUCGAUUGUCAAUCGUUGAUGACCUCUAUGGACAGCAGCCAAUCAGAAUCCACAAUCUGCCGCACAUUCACAUGAUUUACAAUGGCGAAAUAUACAACUUCAAAGAGCUGGGCAAACAAUUCGGGUUUGACUUCGAAACAAGGGUCGAUGGUGAGGUUAUAAUUCAUCUCUACCACAAAUUUGGGGCGAAGAAGACUGCCCAACUUUUGGACGGAGUAUUCGCAUUCUGUAUUGUUGACGCAGAGAAAAAUCAAGUUCAUAUAGGCCGCGAUACGUUCGGUGUCAGGCCUAUGUACAGAAUCCUGACGUCAUCUGGUCAGAUGGGUAUUGCAUCGGAAGCUAAAGGACUAAUCGGAUUAGUCAAUGAUGAUGGUACUCAGGCAGAACUGAAGCAGUUCCCCCCUGCUAGCUUCGCUUCGUAUAAGCUGGAUCCUAAGGAUGGGCGGGUACAGCUCCUUGAUAGUGGACUCUACACUGACGUAGAGACACCACAAGUUUUCAAUAUCCCUGUCAAUGUGGGUGAGGACAUCAAAGAAAACAUAAGGGCCUUAUUGAGUGAUGCUGUUCGAAAGCGGCUAAUGGCAGAACGGAGGAUUGGCUGUUUGCUGUCAGGUGGUCUGGACUCUAGCCUAAUCGCUGCAUUGGUUGUGAAGAUUGCGAAGGAGCAGGGCGUUGAAUAUCCGAUUCAAACGUUUUCAACUGGAAUGCAAGGGAGCACAGAUCUUGCUGCUGCAAAGAAGGUCGCUGACCGACUUGGCACAGAACACCAUGAAGUCAUCUUUAGCCCGGAAGAUGGAUUCAAUGCCCUAAAGUCCGUUAUUUGGUCGCUUGAAUCUUAUGAUAUUACGACCGUUCGCGCCUCUGUUGGUAUGUAUCUGGUGAGUAAGUACAUACGUGAGAAUACAGACACUGUCGUCUUGUUCUCAGGUGAGGGAUCCGAUGAACUUGCCCAGGGCUACAUUUACUUUCACAAAGCACCUUCCCCUGAAGAAGCUGACGAGGAAUCGAAACGGUUGCUGCGGGAACUCUAUCUCUAUGACAACCUGCGUGCAGACCGAACGACCGCUGCGCAUGGCUUGGAGCUGCGCGUUCCAUUCUUAGACAAGGCAUUCACUGCCUACUAUCUUUCAAUCCCUCCCAAGAUGAGGCAGCCCCAAAAGGGAAUUGAGAAAUACCUAUUAAGGUCAGCAUUUGAUGGACAUUUGACUGAAUAUCUACCCGACGAGAUUCUGUGGCGUGCCAAGGAAGCAUUCAGCGAUGGAGUAUCAUCAUUGGAGAAACCCUGGUACACAAUGCUGAAAGAGUAUUGUGCCAGUCAGCUGCAACCCGAUGAGCUGGAAAAAAGCAAAGCCAAAUAUCCUGUCAACACGCCACAAACCGAGGAGGCCUAUUUCUACAGAAAGGUGUUUGAGAACAAUUUUCCAGAUCAAUCUGGUUUUACUCCGUACUUCUGGAUGCCAAAGUGGAUCAGCGGAGCGUCAGACCCGUCUGCGAGGACACUGAAACAUUUCCAUGCAUAGUCGAAAAUUAGGCAUUUACCUGCAGAAAAACGACUAUUUUUAAUUAACAAUUAAUCGAUACUGUAACAAGUAGAAAUUUCAAAAUAUUUUGACUAAAUGGCAUUUUAGAGACUGUUGGGAAGUUAUUAAUCAAAGUUAACUAGGGAUUAGGCUGUUCAGAACUUGAUUUGAGCAAAAUUUAUGCGUUUAUUUCAAUAGGCUACACAAUAACAUCCAGCGCUUAAUACUUAAAGGGCCUCUCCAGCCAAAAAAAAAUUUUUUUUUUAUUGACUAAAAAGUUAGCAUCUGGUGCGUGUAUUAUGGCAAAGUCGUUGUUUUUGCAAAGUUUCAAUUAGUUUAGAAGUUAUAAGGCUUUAAAGUUGCACCUUUCCGAGAAAAAAACGACAGAAGCCGAAUCAGUUUUGUGACAUUCUGACGUCACAGUGUGCGGCUCUCGUUCGUCAUGAAUUUCGUAUAUCUUCCACCGAAUCGUGAAGGAGUCAUGGUCACGCGUUGAUAACUGCAUCUAAAUCUACAGCAGGUGCUUUUUAGGAUCGAAAAAUAUUAAAUGUUUACAAUUAUUCUAAGUUUGCGGGUCGGAAUGUGUCCAUGCUGUGUGACGACUUUGUUUUGAUCACCUGUGUAGGCCUACAAAGCUACGGCUUCCUGUUCCAGCUCUUCCCUCGCGUAUAAUUAAUCGAAAUUGACACUUCAAGUUGUUUUCCAGAAACGAUGAACAACUAAAGGCUUCAGAAUUGAUAUCUGAAAUGCUCAAACUAAAAGCCGGUGGAACAGAACUGAGAGCACCAACAAUUGCAGUGUUCAAUUUGCGAAUCGCCGACGUUCGAUUCGGUUUGAGGCGAGACUAACGAAAUACACUGUGACGUCAAAAUUGCGUCACAGUGUUACCAAACCGAAAAUAUUUUGUCGGUUAAUUCAAUUCAAUUAUCGAAAUGCAAGAGCUUAUAUCUCACAAACUGUACAAAAUAUCGAAAAACAAAUAACGAAUUCGUGAUCAGCAGGUUCACCUCCUUUAGAUUAGCCAAUAAAAUGCAAUUGCAAAUUUUGGCUGGAGAGGCCCUUUAAGUGGAAUAAAAGUAACCAUGAAAAUGUUUACAACAGUGAAGGAUAAUAAUCUUAGUAAGGGGAAUCUUGCAAAUUGUUAUUGGUAGAGGCGUCUCUUUUUAGUAAGUACAUUUUAAAAUAGUUUUGUUAACUUAGAAGUAUGCUUGUUCAAUUUGCUUAUUUAUUGUCUUUCUUUUUGCUUAUUUAA